Molecule: messenger RNA, 1555 nt
Organism: Sycon ciliatum
Lineage: Eukaryota; Metazoa; Porifera; Calcarea; Leucosolenida; Sycettidae
Product: actin-4
Exons: 3
Coding region: 66-1196 (376 amino acids)
Source: RefSeq, a predicted model, not a curated record
UUCAGUUUUCUGACAACUUGUGUUUGGUUUGUCUGACGUUUCUUCUCCUUUCCCUAACUUUCAUCAUGUGUGACGACGAAGUUGCUGCUCUUGUCGUAGACAAUGGCUCCGGUAUGUGCAAAGCUGGCUUUGCUGGCGACGACGCACCCCGUGCCGUCUUCCCGUCCAUCGUCGGUCGUCCCCGCCAUCAGGGUGUGAUGGUCGGUAUGGGCCAGAAGGACAGCUACGUGGGAGACGAGGCCCAGUCCAAGAGAGGUAUCCUGACCCUCAAGUACCCCAUCGAGCACGGUAUCGUCACCAACUGGGAUGAUAUGGAGAAGAUCUGGCAUCACACUUUCUACAAUGAACUGCGUGUUGCCCCAGAGGAGCACCCCGUCCUUCUCACGGAGGCUCCCCUCAACCCCAAGGCUAACCGUGAAAAGAUGACCCAGAUCAUGUUCGAGACCUUCAACACACCCGCCAUGUACGUCGCCAUCCAGGCUGUGCUCUCCCUGUACGCCUCUGGACGUACCACCGGUAUCGUCUUGGACUCCGGUGAUGGUGUAACUCACACCGUCCCGAUCUACGAGGGAUAUGCCCUUCCCCACGCCAUCCUCCGUCUCGACUUGGCUGGCCGUGACUUGACCGACUAUCUCAUGAAGAUCCUCACCGAGCGUGGUUACUCUUUCACCACCACUGCUGAGCGUGAAAUUGUCCGUGACAUCAAGGAGAAGCUCUGCUACGUUGCCCUCGACUUUGAACAGGAAAUGCAGACUGCUGCUUCAAGCUCUACCCUGGAGAAGAGCUACGAGCUUCCCGACGGUCAGGUCAUCACCAUCGGCAAUGAGCGUUUCCGCUGCCCAGAGGCUCUCUUCCAGCCAGCCUUCCUCGGAAUGGAAUCUGCUGGUAUCCACGAGACCACCUACAACUCCAUCAUGAAGUGCGACGUCGACAUCCGUAAGGAUCUGUACGCCAACGUUGUCCUGUCCGGUGGUACCACCAUGUACCCAGGUAUUGCCGACCGUAUGCAUAAGGAAAUCACUGCUCUAGCUCCACCAACCAUGAAGAUCAAGAUCAUUGCCCCACCAGAGCGCAAAUACUCCGUAUGGAUUGGUGGCUCCAUCCUGGCCUCGCUGUCCACCUUCCAGCAGAUGUGGAUCUCCAAGCAGGAGUACGAUGAGUCUGGCCCUAGCAUUGUCCAUCGCAAGUGCUUCUAAGCGCUCAGGCUAACGUUGAGUGACAUUAUGGAUGUAGGUAUGUGCUUAUUCUAGGGACGAUUCCAAUCCGUCGACAACCAAAACACAAUCAAUACCUUCAAAACUAUUAUCUUUUUAAAAUCACUGCCUACUGGCAUACUGGUAUAAUUAUAUUACAGGCUUUCACAUUCCGUUUGCUUGCUUCUAUCUUUUAUCAAGUUUCUCCACGAUCUUUCUGUGGUUUCUCGUCUUAUGUUCUUUACUCAUAGACAAUCUUUACGCAAAAAGAACAAGCAUACGAAAGUCCAAUUUUAUCAACCAUGCCUGGAUUAUCUGCUGUUAUGUGCAUCUGCGCAGGUUUUCGUGGCCUGUACCAGUCA